UCCCAUCGAUCUGAUCUCCCGUGUCCCUUCUCUCGUUUCCCUGGCAAUGGAGAACGCCGGCGCCGGCGAUGGCGCGCCCAAGCACUACCCGGGCAAGAUGACCGUCUUCGUCUUCAUCGCCUGCCUCGUCGCCUCCUCCGGCGGCCUCAUCUUCGGCUACGACAUCGGCAUCUCCGGUGGCGUGACGUCGAUGGACCCGUUCCUGUCGCGGUUCUUCCCGUCGGUGUACGCCAAGGAGAAGGAGGUGGUGGACACGAACCAGUACUGCAAGUUCGACAGCGAGCCGCUCACGCUCUUCACCUCGUCGCUCUACCUCGCCGCGCUCAUCGCUUCCCUCUUCGCCUCCGUCAUCACCCGCAAGUUAGGCCGCAAGAUGACCAUGCUCGGCGGCGGCUUCAUCUUCCUCAUCGGCGCCGUCCUCAACGGAGCCGCCGUCAACGUCGCCAUGCUCAUCAUUGGCCGCAUCUUGCUCGGCAUCGGCGUCGGCUUCAGCAUCCAGGCUGUGCCGCUGUACCUGUCGGAGAUGGCGCCGGCGAAGAUGAGGGGCAUGCUGAACAUCAUCUUCCAGCUCAUGAUCACCGUCGGCAUCCUCUUCGCCAACCUCAUCAACUACUUCACCGACAAGAUCGCCGGCGGCUGGGGAUGGCGCGUCAGCCUCGGCCUCGCCGCCGUCCCGGCCGUCAUCAUGACCGUCGGCUCCAUCCUCCUCCCCGACACCCCCAACUCGCUCCUGUCCCGCGGCAAGGAGAACGAGGCACGCACCAUGCUCCGCCGCAUCCGUGGCACCGAGGACAUCGGCCCGGAGUACGACGACCUCGUCGCCGCCAGCGAGGCCACCAAGGCCAUCGAGAACCCGUGGCGCACGCUCCUCGAGCGCCGGUACAGGCCGCAGCUGGUGAUGUCGGUGCUGAUCCCGACGCUGCAGCAGCUCACCGGCAUCAACGUCGUCAUGUUCUACGCGCCCGUGCUGUUCAAGACCAUCGGAUUCGGCGGCACGGCCUCGCUCAUGUCCGCCGUCAUCACCGGCCUCGUCAACAUGUUCGCCACCUUCGUCUCCAUCGCCACCGUCGACCGAUUCGGCCGCCGCGUGCUCUUCAUCCAGGGCGGCAUCCAAAUGAUCAUAGCGCAGUUUAUUCUUGGGACACUGAUCGCCGUCAAGUUCGGGACGGCGGGCGUGGCGAACAUCUCGCAGGGUUACGCCAUCGUGGUGGUGCUGUUCAUCUGCCUGUUCGUGUCGGCGUUCGCGUGGUCGUGGGGGCCCCUGGGGUGGCUGGUUCCCAGCGAGAUCUUCCCGCUGGAGAUCAGGUCGGCGGCGCAGAGCGUGGUGGUGGUGUUCAACAUGGCGUUCACCUUCUUCAUCGCGCAGAUCUUCCUGAUGAUGCUGUGCCGCCUCAAGUUCGGGCUCUUCUUCUUCUUCGGCGCCAUGGAGCUGAUCAUGACGGGGUUCGUCUUGGUCUUCCUGCCGGAGACCAAGGGGAUCCCCAUCGAGGAGAUGGACAGGAUCUGGGGGGAGCACUGGUACUGGAGCCGCUUCGUCGGCGCCGGCCGCAACCGGGUCAUGCAGAUGGCCUCCACCAACGUGUGAUGAGUAGUGACUUACCAUGUCACGUGUUCUAUCUAUCUUACAGCUCUAGUGCGGUUUUUGGUACAUGCAGUAAAUUUAAUUAGAGUUUAGCUUGUGACAAGGACGUCCGGUGUGUGAAUUGCUGAGUAGUAGUAGUAUUUUAUAUAUUGGACUACUUUAAUUUGAUGAAGACACACGACUGCAUUGUCUGUGCUUUCCCUUUACUAUGAUCAGAAAUUUUGAUCAAUUUUGUGCUUUCCCUUUAUGUUAUUCUUUUUAUUUAUUUAUUUGGGUAUUAUGAACUUCCCUAGAUCUUCAGAAUUUUGAUCAAAGUACAAUUUUGAUCAAUUUUGUGCUUUCCCUUUAUGUUAUUCUUUUUUU
Messenger RNA from Oryza sativa Japonica Group (Japanese rice), 1945 nucleotides. Its product is annotated as sugar transport protein MST7-like. Lineage: Eukaryota; Viridiplantae; Streptophyta; Magnoliopsida; Poales; Poaceae. Gene Ontology annotation, molecular function: monosaccharide transmembrane transporter activity. Gene Ontology annotation, biological process: monosaccharide transmembrane transport. Gene Ontology annotation, cellular component: membrane. The record is from RefSeq and is a predicted model, not a curated record.